CGUCAAAAGGGGGGCCGGGGAAAUCGAGACUGGCGAGCCGGCCUGCUGAGGAGAAGAAGGCCCGGAGGUGGCGAGGCGGGACGGCGGCGCUUCCCUCCGCGGUUGCCGCCCACAGACGAAUCCGGGACGGCGAGCAUGGCCGGCGGGGCUGGCAGGCUUCCAGAGCAGACUCGUUGCUGUUUCUUUUGUGUUUGAACGAAGCUGUGCCUCUAAAUGAUCAGCGGCACCUAAAGAAUCAAGUCCUAAUAAUUACAAUAAUGGCUUAUCACAACGCUCUCCGAUUCUUAAGUCGCUGCGAACAAGAAGUCUUUGGAGACUGAGUUACCCUAAGUGCAGAAGGAGCGGGAAAGGAGGACUUGGUGCCAAUGCAGCAGCAAAAAAGACAACCAGAGUUAGUGGAAGGGAAACUUCCCGUCUUUGUGUUUCCUACCGAACUCAUAUUUUAUGCCGAUGACCAGGCGACGCACAAACAGGUGUUGACUCUCUACAAUCCCUAUGAGUUUGCCUUAAAAUUCAAAGUUCUCUGUACAACUCCAAAUAAAUAUGUCGUGGUGGAUGCGGCUGGUGCAGUGAAGCCUCAGUGCUGCAUUGAUAUAGUGAUUCGUCACCGAGAUGUCCGACCUUGCCAUUAUGGAGUGAUCGAUAAGUUCCGGCUCCAGGUCUCUGAGCAAAGCCAGAGGAAAGCCCUGGGAAGGAAGGAAGUGAUUGCUACUCUGCUCCCCACCGCAAAAGAGCAGCAGCAGAAGGAAGAGGAAGAGAAGAGGCUGAAGGAGCAUCUGGCCGAAAGUGUAUUUCUGGAGCAGACUCUGUGUCCGCCGGAAAAUAGAAUUGCCUCAUCGGGGCCUAGUUUACUCACCGUCUUCGUGGGAAUCCUGUGCAUUGCUGCUCUUAUGCUUCCCACAUUGGGAGAAUUGGAUUCCCUGGUGCCUCUCUACCUCCACUUGAGCGUGAAUCAGAAGUUAGUUGCUGCUUAUGUAUUAGGUCUCAUCACCAUGGUUAUCCUAAGAACAUGAGUGAUAUUUUAAUGGGAUGCGGAAAGUCUUUUUUUAAAGAAGGUGUUAUAAAUUCACGUCAUGAAUGUGAAUUGCCUUUGACUCGCAUUGGGCUCCUUGAGAUGCUAUGGAAAAACCUAUUCAGUGAUUUACAGUAUGGGGUUUUUUUUCCUUAAAAGAAAAAAGCAAUGUUUUAACUAUGUUUAACCGAAACGAUUCAAGCCUUUGGCUACGCUUCUGUUACGGAACAGCUCUAAAACGCUCAGCGAUGAAACGAAUUCGGAGCGAAUUUUUAUCUUUGCAUCCACCAGGCGGAAUUCUUUUAACGCAAGAAACGUUCCUGUUGCUUUUUUUAAAAUAAUAAUAAUAAUAAUCCAACUUGCCCACCUGUUGUUAGAUCGUCAUGAACCUCCCCCCAGCAGACGCGCCUCCAAUGUUAAUUCGUCUUCUCCUCUCGUGUCUUGUGUUGCCAUUCGUGCGAAGUGACUUUUUGUGUAGCGCUGCCAGUUCUCCAAGAUGGCAGGUGGUUAUUCGGAACGGAUUACCUGAACGGUGAACAUUUGAAUAAAAGGCGGGGGCAGGAGGCAUUGUGUUUACAUAGCAAUCUAGUUUGCUGACAGAUCCUUCACCGGGGCAAGAAAACGGGACUGCGCUAGCCAUUUCUGUCCAGUAGUUCCGUGGCCUCCCGUUCCUUGCCAUUUGGGCUCACCCAGCUCAUUUUUUGGCCAAGGUGUUUUUAACCCACCGCCGGGGUGGGAUGCAGACUAACAUUCCCUUAACUGGUGCCGCCGACCUCAUUACGCAUCCAAACUUAAGACAGUGCUUCUGCCUCCUCCUUCCUCCUCCCCUCUUUGCGUGCAAGAUGUGCUCGGUCUCUGCACAAAAAAACAAAACCCAGAAACUGACUUUGAGAAUGAAUGCUUCUUGCAUUAUUUUGUCCCUGGGAAUGAGUGAUUGUCCACUCGGGCGCCUUGUCUAAGGAAACACCUUGUUUUCUUUCUCGGACCUGGUGGUUCUGUUUUUAAUCCCCUCCAUCCUCGUCUUUUUUUCUUAAAGGUCUAAUGCACUUUGACUAUGUAAGGAAUGUUUUUGGAGGAUUAAAACCUUUGCACCCACUCU
Pantherophis guttatus is the source of this 2111-nucleotide messenger RNA. It is a transcript of the gene MOSPD1, whose product is annotated as motile sperm domain containing 1. The record is from RefSeq and is a predicted model, not a curated record. NCBI's taxonomy places the organism in Eukaryota, Metazoa, Chordata, Lepidosauria, Squamata, Colubridae. Gene Ontology annotation, cellular component: cytoplasm.